Vollenhovia emeryi is the source of this 1592-nucleotide messenger RNA. It is a transcript of the gene CaMKI, whose product is annotated as calcium/calmodulin-dependent protein kinase type 1. NCBI's taxonomy places the organism in Eukaryota, Metazoa, Arthropoda, Insecta, Hymenoptera, Formicidae. The record is from RefSeq and is a predicted model, not a curated record. The transcript has 9 exons. Gene Ontology annotation, biological process: protein phosphorylation. The coding region runs from base 268 to 1500 and encodes 410 amino acids. Gene Ontology annotation, molecular function: ATP binding; calcium/calmodulin-dependent protein kinase activity; calmodulin binding.
UUCCUCCCAGUGCGCCGGGGGACGACGAGUCGCGAUCAUCGGCCGUCCCGAUCGCCGAUCAGUCGUGCACGCUCUCGCUCGGAGUCGAGCGGACCUGUGUUGACGUUCACGCUGAGACUGACGUGACGGAGCAACGAAUGUGAGUCUCGCCGCGCGGAAACGUCGGGCGUAAGGCACUUGCCGCCCUCCUCCAGUACAGUGUGUGCUGUUUUGUGACAGAUACACAAUUGCAUUGAUACGCAUACGCGUUCGCGCGCGGAGAGCAAGAUGCCGCUCUUCGGGAAGAAGGACACGAACAAGAAGAUGAAGAAGGACGGCAAGGACGACCGCUCGCCCUCCGUCGAGGACAAGUACAUCCUCAAAGAUCUGCUGGGAACGGGGGCAUUCUCCGAAGUGAGGCUGGCGGAGAGUAAAGAGAAGCCCGGUCAAAUGUUUGCCGUGAAGAUCAUCGACAAGAAGGCACUAAAGGGCAAGGAGGACUCGUUAGAGAACGAAAUCAAAGUUCUGCGAAGGUUCAGUGAAAGUGCGACACCACAGAGUGGUGGCGGAUCGCUCACGUCGGAUAGUAGUGGCGAAAAGAGAUGGCUAACCCACCCCAAUAUCGUUCAAUUGCUGGAGACGUUCGAGGACAAGCACAAAGUCUACUUAGUUAUGGAACUGGUCACUGGCGGAGAGCUAUUCGACAGAAUCGUCGAGAAGGGCUCGUACACGGAAAAGGACGCGUCCGGUUUAAUAAGACAAGUACUCGAGGCGGUGGACUAUAUGCACGAGCAGGGUGUCGUUCACAGAGAUCUCAAGCCGGAGAAUCUUCUGUAUUACAGUCCGGACGAGGAGAGCAAGAUUAUGAUCAGCGAUUUCGGCCUAUCGAAGAUGGAAGAUUCUGGGAUCAUGGCAACCGCUUGUGGCACGCCAGGAUACGUCGCACCCGAGGUUCUGGCGCAGAAACCGUACGGUAAAGCGGUGGACGUGUGGAGUAUAGGAGUCAUCUCGUACAUCCUCCUGUGCGGAUACCCCCCGUUUUACGACGAGAAUGACGCCAAUCUGUUCGCACAAAUUCUGAGAGGUGAAUUUGAAUUUGAUUCACCGUAUUGGGACGACAUCAGCGCUUCUGCGAAGGAUUUCAUUGGAAAGCUGAUGUGCGUCAAUGUCGAGGAACGUUACACGUGCAAACAGGCUCUUGCACAUCCCUGGAUUUCCGGCAACGCGGCUAGCAAUAAAAACAUUCAUAGUACGGUAUCCGAGCAACUUAAAAAGAAUUUUGCCAAGUCAAAAUGGAAGCAAGCGUACCACGCAGCCACGGUCAUACGUCAGAUGCAACGGCUAGCGCUAAACAGCGGCCAGCAGCAACAGCAGCAGCAGCAGCAGCAACAGCAGGAGGGUACAGGCUCGAUCGGUCCCUCCAGCGGCAACCCCACGCAAUAUCCAGAGCAAUCGCAGGUCAGCUACAACCAGCAUACGGGGCCGCUGGGACUGCCGCCCUCGAGCAAUCACAGCAAUUGAAGCGGACACGCGGGUCGUUGCUCACCGUGUCAAGCCUGAUAUUUACGAAUCUCACUUCUCACUCCAUUCCAAUCGCUCCCGCCGACUAUUCG